GUCAACAACUCUGUAACUCUCAUUAUAUGAUUAUUGUUGAAAAUGAACCAACUCAUAAAAAUUCACCUACGGUUAUUGUUGAGAAUGAGCCAAUUAGUAAAGAUAAGCCUAUUUCAAACUUACCAAAUAAAUUAUCACUUGGAGAUCAAAUUAAAAGGAUGACGACUCGCACCACUUACGAUCUUCCUACUCUAGGAGAGAUAAAUAUAACAAGUAUGCCAGCUGGAUACAGUACUCCAUUUCCUUCUUCGUAUAAUGGUUGUGAUCGCUGUCAUCAAUUAUUAUCCGCUAAUAAUAACGAAAUUAACGAUUUAGAAGAGGAGGAUGGUAAUCGACUAAAUAUGAAUGAAAGAGAAAAUUUAGAAUUGGAAUUGCAAAACAAAAUUAAUGAAAUGAAUAAUUGGUAA
Molecule: messenger RNA, 407 nt
Organism: Dentiscutata erythropus
Lineage: Eukaryota; Fungi; Glomeromycota; Glomeromycetes; Diversisporales; Gigasporaceae
Source: the annotation of a GenBank genome assembly